AAAAUGCCCAAAAAAUAAAAGCAGGAGUGGGCCAGCCAACUGCUGUGGGAAGUUAGUCUCCGUAUUGUGCGCAUGUGUAGCAUGUAUCAUUUCUCCAGGGUUUGGCCAUGCCGACCAUCAGCGUGAAGCGGGACUUGUUAUUUCAGGCUCUGGGGCGAACGUACACUGAUGAAGAAUUUGAUGAACUGUGCUUUGAAUUUGGUCUGGAGCUGGAUGAAGUGACAUCUGAAAAAGAUAUAAUAAGCAGAGAACAAGGAGAUGGAAAGGCAGAUGGGGCAUCGGAGGUGGUACUAUAUAAAAUUGAUGUACCAGCAAAUCGCUAUGACCUCUUAUGUUUGGAGGGAUUGACCCGUGGAUUGCUGGUCUUCAAGAACAGAAUUGAAGCUCCAAGGUACACACGAGUGGGACCACUAAAUGGAGACAUGGAGAAAUUAGUGAUCACUGAAGAGACAGCACAGGUCCGACCCCAUGCUGUAGCGGCUGUUCUUCGCAAUAUAACGUUUACCAAGGAUCGCUAUGAUAGUUUCAUUGAGCUGCAAGAAAAACUACAUCAGAACAUCUGCAGGAGGCGAGCUCUUGUUGCUAUUGGAACCCAUGACCUGGAUACAGUAUCUGGACCCUUCAGUUAUACAGCACAGCCACCCUCAGCGAUUAAGUUCAAACCUUUAAACCAGUCAAAAGAAUACACUGCAAUUGAACUUAUGGAUCUUUAUAGGACCGACAGUCACCUCCGCCAUUAUUUACACAUUAUUGAGGAUAAACCAGUUUACCCAAUUAUCUACGACAGCAACGGCAUAGUUCUUUCCAUGCCCCCUAUCAUAAAUGGGGACCACAGUAAGAUAACACUCAACACACGGAAUGUUUUUAUCGAAUGCACGGCAACUGAUCGCACUAAAGCAAAAAUAGUGCUGGACACAAUUGUCACAAUGUUUAGUGAAUAUUGCGAGAAACCAUUUACAGUUGAGGCAGCUCAAGUGAUUUAUCCAAAUGAAGACAUGUAUACUUACCCUGAAAUGGGAUACAGAAAAGAAAUUCUAAGUACAGACUUUAUUAAUAAAAGAAUUGGAAUCAGGGAAACACCAGAUUCUCUUGCCAAGCUGCUGACUCGGAUGCACCUGACGUCAAAGGUGAUAGAGAACGGAGCACAAAUAGAAAUUGAAAUCCCCCCGACGCGAGCAGAUAUCAUCCAUCCGUGUGACAUUGUGGAAGAUGCAGCAAUAGCAUUUGGUUACAACAAUAUCAAGAUGACAUUACCCAAAGCCUACACUGUGGCUAAUCAGUUUCCAUUGAACAAAUUAUCUGAGUUGCUGAGACAAGACAUGGCUGCUGGGGGAUUCACAGAGGCUUUGACCUUUGCACUGUGUUCUCAGGAUGACAUUGCUGACAAGCUGAGCAAGGAUCUGGCAAAGACGAGAGCAGUACACAUAGCCAAUCCCAAAACGGCUGAAUUUCAGGUAGCUCGCACCACUCUCCUCUCUGGUCUGCUCAAGACAGUGGCAGCAAAUAGGAAAAUGCCUCUACCUCUGAAACUGUUCGAAAUUUCGGAUGUUGUUCUGAAAGAUCCUUCCAAAGAUGUUGGUGCGAAGAAUGAAAGACGACUCUGCGCUUUGUAUUACAACAAAAAUCCUGGCUUUGAGGUGAUCCAUGGCUUGCUGGACCGCGUAAUGCAACUUCUUGACCUGAAACCGGGAAAGGAGAGCGGAUACUACAUGCAGGCUGCAGAGGAUUCCACUUUCUUCCCGGGUCGCUGUGCGGAGAUCUUUGCUCUAGGUGAGAGCAUAGGCAAGCUGGGAGUUCUUCACCCUGAUGUUAUCACCAAAUUUGAACUGACCAUGCCCUGCUCCGCGCUGGAGAUUGAUAUUGAGCCGUUUCUUUGAAGGAUGAGACUUCUCCUUAGUUCUUAUCACACUUUAGUGUCAUUCAGCCUUUCUGUACUAAGAGCAGCUCAUGACACUAUUCAACUGUAAAGAGAAAUAUUUAAUAAGGCAAAGGAUCCUGUGUCUGCUUAGUCCUUAAAUAUGGUUUCCAUAAUGUAAUUUUCUUCAUUUGCUUGGAACAUUGUAGUAUGGCCUUUAGCAUAAAUUACCAAAACCAUGAAUAUAUGAAAUAGCAAUCAGGUGCAACAUAAGUAUAACAUGAGACCAAGCAAAAUCAUUAAAACUGAAAUGUUGACGUA
Messenger RNA from Amblyraja radiata (thorny skate), 2176 nucleotides. RefSeq names its product phenylalanyl-tRNA synthetase subunit beta (gene farsb). Gene Ontology annotation, cellular component: phenylalanine-tRNA ligase complex; cytoplasm. Bases 108 to 1877 code for a protein of 589 amino acids. Gene Ontology annotation, molecular function: magnesium ion binding; RNA binding; phenylalanine-tRNA ligase activity. The record is from RefSeq and is a predicted model, not a curated record. Lineage: Eukaryota; Metazoa; Chordata; Chondrichthyes; Rajiformes; Rajidae. The transcript is spliced from 17 exons. Gene Ontology annotation, biological process: phenylalanyl-tRNA aminoacylation.